CAAGCACACAAAGAUUCAUUCACCUUCUCCCAACCCCUCAUCUCUCCUCCUUUUGCCCAAAUUCACCCAGUGAGUUGGAGCAUUUAAAAAGAUUCUUCUGACAAGAAGACCAAAAGAAGAGAAGAAACAGGGCUGGAAGUCAAGAUGAAAUUUGUGGUACUUCCUGUUAUCAUCGGGUUGUCUUUGCUGCUAGGCCACCAGGCCAUGCCCACCAAUCGCCUGUCUUGCUACAGAAAGCUACUAAAAGAUGGCAACUGUCAUAGCCUUCCAGAAGGAGUACCUGACCUACCCAAGACAGAUGGAAAUAUCCAGAAUCAUUUCUGGGCUGGAAAGAGAUGUGAAAUGAUCUGUUACUGCAACUUCAGUGAAUUGCUCUGCUGCCCAAAAGAUGUGUUCUUUGGCCCAAAGAUAUCAUUUGUGAUUCCUUGCAGUCAUCACUGAGAAUCUUCCAGGACUUCAGAGAACGCCAUUCCUAAUU
This is a messenger RNA of Sorex araneus (European shrew), 478 nucleotides long. RefSeq names its product stimulator of chondrogenesis 1 (gene SCRG1). Bases 145 to 441 code for a protein of 98 amino acids. NCBI's taxonomy places the organism in Eukaryota, Metazoa, Chordata, Mammalia, Eulipotyphla, Soricidae. The record is from RefSeq and is a predicted model, not a curated record. The transcript is spliced from 3 exons.